Penicillium arizonense is the source of this 1260-nucleotide messenger RNA. RefSeq lists its product as uncharacterized. NCBI's taxonomy places the organism in Eukaryota, Fungi, Ascomycota, Eurotiomycetes, Eurotiales, Aspergillaceae. The transcript has a single exon. The coding region runs from base 1 to 1260 and encodes 419 amino acids. The record is from RefSeq and is a predicted model, not a curated record.
AUGGCGCCACCGGCCGACCGCGUCGCUAGCAUCAUGCUGUCGUGGCACUCGCUGAAGCUCGUCUCUUGCACCACCCUGCAGACCUUGUGGGCAGGUUAUGGACAAAUCUGUGCCAUUACUGCCAAGGCCUCCACCGAAGAAGCAGCAAAGCAUAUGGACAAGCUUUGCGGGAUGGAAAAGGGAGCCGCUGGGUCAAUUUAUCCUCUCAUCCUGAAGCUCAUCUCGCCCCCAAACAAAAGCGGCGGCAAACAAGAUGAAGGACACCUUCGAAAAAUGAUGAGCUACGAGGUAGAGCAGCAUUUCUACAGACACUUGGUCCCACUGCUGGACGAAGAUGUUGGUGUUGCCAAAUGCCUGGCCUCGACUAAAGGCAUGGACGGCCAGGAGGGUGAGCAAGAACUUAAAGGUCUCAUGGCCACCAUCAUGGUCGAUUUGCGUGAAAGAUUCCCAGUCGCAGGCGAGAAACGGAGUUUGCUGGACAGUACACAAGUCCAUGGGGCAAUAGACUGGCUAGCCCGCUUCCAUGGUCGUACACGGGAUCUGCCACAAAACGGCCUUGACAUUGGUAACCACGUCUUGCCACCCCUUGAAGAAUCAAUAAAAAGACAAAGCGCAGCCAAGAAUAUUGGCAACGGGCUGUGGCUCAAUGGAGGGUACACGUACCUCGCGACACGGCGCAAAGAGUACAAUUCUCUUGUCGAGGACACCGACUCAGAGUGGUCAGGAGCGCUGUGCGAACCUUUCGAAGGAUCAUCACUAUCUGUGGCUGAGAUCGCUGCGUCGUUCUUAACACCAUCUGGAAGGCCGAUUGAAUCGUACAUUCAUGGCGACGUCAAGUCAGAGAAUCUCUUCACGAACCUUACUGGAGAUAAGGUGGCGUUCUUUGACUUUCAGUAUGUUGGGCUGGGCCUUGGUGUCUGUGACCUCGCCAAACUGUUUACAUGCUCGGUUCCUCUGCAUAUGCUGGUUGAUGAUAUUGAAUAUUUGCCAGAGGAGCUGUUGAUGUGUGAUGGCGAGAGGCGGCUGCUCGAGUAUUACCGUAAGAGACUCAUCCCGGAUGGCGAGGCGGAUGCAUAUGACUGGUAUUCGUUCACACGACACUGGGAGACGGCCCUAGUGGAUUGGUGCCGGUUUCAAGCCUCGUGGGGCUUCUGGGGAAACACCGAGUGGCUUGAGGCCCGUGUAAGGUCGAUUUUGGGUGACAAGGAAUGGAGAACCUGGAUUCGUCAGAAUGUCAGCAGUGAGAACAAUAGACGAUAA